AUGGCCCUGCUGCCGCCGCGUCGUUCCCUGCUGCUUCUGUUGGCGCUCGCGGUGCACGCCGCCGCGGCCGUGCAGCUGCACUUCUACGCGCGGUCGUGCCCCCGCGCCGAGGCCAUCGUCCGGCGCGCCGUCCGCCGCCGCGCCGCGCACGACCGCUCCGUGCUCCCCGCGCUCAUCCGCCUGCAUUUCCACGACUGCUUCGUCAGGGGAUGCGAUGGCUCCGUGCUCAUCGACAGCACGCCCGGCCACCCCGCCGAGAAGGAUGCCCCGCCGAACCUGACGCUGCGGAUGCUGGACGUGAUCGACGACGCCAAGGCGGCGGUCGAGAGGACCUGCCCGGGCGUCGUGUCGUGCGCCGACAUCGUGGCGCUGGCCGCCAGGGACGCCGCGGCGAUGGCGGGGAAGGUGCGGUACGAGGUGCCCACGGGGAGGAGGGACGGCACCGUGUCCAGCGCCGCCGAGGUGAGCCUGCCUGGCCCCUCCGCGUCGUUCGCCGACGCCAUGUCGGCCUUCCGCUCCGCCGGCCUCGGCGUGGUGGACCUCACCGCCCUGCUCGGCUCUCACACCAUGGGGUUCUGCCACUGCGGGCUCAUCAUGGGCAGGCUCUACGGCUACAACCGCACCUGCGAGUCCGACCCGGCCAUGGACCCCGGCCUGCUGGCCGCGCUCCGGCGCCGGUGCCCGCCGCCGCAGAACGAGUCGCGCGACGCGGUCGUGCCCAUGAACUUCGUCGCGCCGCUCGGCCCGUUCGGCCUCGACAACGCCCUGUACCCGAGCGUGCUCGCGGGGAGAGCCGUGCUGCAGAUCGACCAGGAGCUCGCGUCCUCCGGCGUCGCCCGCAGGAUCGCGGCAAUGUUCGCCACGCUGCCGGGGAGCUUCCGGAGGCAGUUCGCGAAGUCGAUGGUGAGGCUGGGGAACGUCAACGUUCUCACGGGGAGGCAAGGGGAAGUCAGGCUCAACUGCCGAAGGUUUAACAGCUGAUCGAGUCAUCGAGGUGACCUCGGAUGGCCUUUCUUGUAGAGCCACGAAUCCAAUGGUCCGAUCUCAGAACUUCAGUGUCAGUGCAAAGAGUAGAGAGUAAACUGUUUCUCGUUGUUUUCCAUUCGUAUAGCCAUACAUAUACAGCAGUCAGCCAGAGCAGCAGAGUGUUGAUCUGCCUGUGUUCAACAAUAACUGCAUGUGUUAACAAUAACUGCAGAGUGUUUGGGUGAAGACUAACCCGUCUGAUUGAUUGUAUUUGUCUGUAUAGUCUCAUCUUGCACCA
This is a messenger RNA of Zea mays, 1264 nucleotides long. Its product is annotated as peroxidase 57. Gene Ontology annotation, molecular function: heme binding; peroxidase activity. Bases 1 to 981 code for a protein of 326 amino acids. Gene Ontology annotation, biological process: hydrogen peroxide catabolic process; response to oxidative stress. The transcript has 2 exons. Lineage: Eukaryota; Viridiplantae; Streptophyta; Magnoliopsida; Poales; Poaceae. The record is from RefSeq and is a predicted model, not a curated record.